UUAGUUUAAAAGAAUAUGAAUACGGCUGAAAUAUUUCUAACCAAAAUAAACCGGGAUUUCGAUCAUAUGCGUGGGGAUUUUCACUCAACUCGAAAGUACUACGAGUAUAUAAUGACGUUCAUGUGAUGUGAUGAAGUAAGAAUGCUGCCGUGCCGUCGUCGAGCUCGUCUAGAAUUUGUAGCUGAAAAAAACAUGCUCGACAAAUUGUCAAACAAAUAUUGAAAAUGCCUGACCAAAAUCUUCCGUGAAUUUUUGGCAUGAACUAAUGAAAAGAAGCUAUCAUCAGAAUGGAGACGAUUCAGAACAACGUAGCCCAGAACCUGAUGGCCAUGUUCCCCAUGCGCCCAGCAGAGCUGAUCCUAGAGUGCGUCACGCACCCCAGAAACUGUUAUGAGCCAGUGGACGAGGGGACCCUUCUCAAUCGCUGCAUGGAUGACCUCCUCUCGAGGGAAGAUGCACCAAACGAUGACGCCCAGGUCGACUCGUUCCAGAAGCCUCUCCAGGAUGAUAUCAUGGAUGAUAUCGUGGAUGACUUCAUGAUCGAUGACAUUCCGGAUGGCGAUCCUGUGGUGUUCGAUGACAAAGAGGUCAUUUUAAAUGCAAUACCAAAUCUCCAAGACCUUGAUGUAGAGCCAGAGCUGCCAGACAUGUCAAGGAAAAACGACAUACCUGUAGUCAUUGAUCUCACUGAUGACACUGACAGUCCCACAACUGAAGGGAAAGAAGAUGUGAUUACCGGUACUGAGCUCAGCUCAACAUAUAAAAGUGUAUCCAGUACGAGAGCUGAAUCUCUUGUUUGUCUAUCAAAGACCACUGUAAACAAUGACAUUGAUGAAACCUAUGCGGAACUUCCAGACGUCCUUGGGUUUUCAGUUCAACCUUGUACCCCAUAUCCAUUGAAAACGAAAUCUCCAAAUGAAGCAGUACCAACUGUUGCCGCAGCAUCCUUUGAUAAUCCUGCACCAUCAACGACCCUUGGAGAAGCAGCAGCAAGAAAGUCCAGUCCUUCUCUCUGGAAUCAAGUAGCCAAUGCCGUCCCUUCAGUAAGUGGUAAUGUGAACCUGAAUGGCAUCAAGGUAUGUGACCUUGAUAGCCCUGGUUUUCAGUCUAAGGCUAAUGCACAAGACCGAAAUGCUACUCCUUGUAGCACAGGGAUGUCUUUCACUUCCAGCCUAUCAACAGCACCUUUUAGUGCUCAUUCAAGACCUCCUGUGGAUACCACUUUUUGUGUAAGAAAAUUCCCUGGACAAGAACUUGGCACACUUUGCCAAACUGCUUCCAAUUCAAGCAUAGGGGUGUGUGCUACAUCAACAGUGUCAGCUGGGGGAAAAUUCAAUUCUCAUUCAAGACCAGUUAUCAUUAAUGGACGUGUAGUCCUAAAGCCUGCAGAGGAACAGAAGGUACCCAAACUUCAGAUUCGUGAAGGACGGAAUGGACACUAUUCUGUGGUAGGAUCUUCAACUCCAAGGGCCUUGACAUUGAGGAAAGAACUGGAAAGGAAGAGAGCAAUUCCAGCAACUCUGAGUAGGGCACCUAGUGAUGAAAUAAAAUCCGGCACCCUGGUCCCGCCCCCAGCGAGCGCUUCACGCGGUUUCCCAAUUAACAAUCCUUACACACCAAAAAUUGAAAUCAAGGAAGAGGUUGUCUUUCCAAAAUGUAUGUUCCAAAACACUGAUGAUAAAGAUGGCCCAAACAAAGCCAGUUUCACAAAAAUUGCAGGAAGUACUGGUAUUCCACUUAAACUUUCAACUCCCAGUGGCACCAAGCUGCAUUUCAAAGCAGCCACUUUAAGCAGAGCCCCUAGUGAUAAUGCUUUGAGACCUGCAACCACAACGCAUCAAGUGAGCUCUAGCACAAACUCAAAGUCUACGAAAAACUUGCAGAUAAGUAGAACCAGCUCUGGGUCUGCAGUCACGCCCAAACAAGGAGAACGGAUUAAACCUGUAAUAUUGAAGAGUGCCUCAAUUCUGGGUAAUGGCCUGUCUCAAGGGAUGAGGGCAGGAGGUGUGCGGUUAAACCUCCCCCAACCCAGCCUUGCGGCCAAAGUAAGCACUUCCCUAAAUAACGGCAUACUCCGCGACCCAAUACUGGUACUAUCAAGCUCUUCAAAUGCAGCACAGGGAAUGAUGAAGCAAAGCAAUUCACAACACCUAGCUGGAAGCUCCAAAACUUUCAUUCCGAUUCUUCCUAAGUGCACAUUUAAUGGAGAUGUUAGACACAACAGUGCCUUUAAUGUCGUGAACCAAAGACCAGUGGUAUCAUGUCCACACACUACAACUCAUUCGCAAGUUCAGAUUCCAAAAGCAGUUGAAAACCAUGGUUUAAAUCAGAGCAAUACAGGAGGUGUAAAGGAAAGACCACCUAUAAGAAUUGAUGUCGGUGCAGGGAACAAUCAUGCUAAACUGACACAAGAGCAUGUGUUUUAUAACCAACAGGUCAAGAGAUUUGUUGACUGCAUGCACAGGGACCCUGCCCCUCCCCUAAAUCCCCUAUUGCCUAUUGAGCCACUUCCUCCUCUUAACCCUCCUGUGCAAGUUCGACCACUGCCAAACCCAGUACAGGUGUAUGACCCAGCUGAACCACUUCCCAAGGUAUCAAUACCAGGGCUGGACCCAGCUCCAAGACCAGCUAUGGUGCCAGAGACGACAGGUGCGACGGCAACUGAUGCAGGUGGGAUGGAAGCUGCUUCUCUUGAACUUGAAAACAUGGUGCAAUUGGUGAUGAAGAUGUUUCCUACUGCCGAUGAAACGGUGGUAAGGGGCAUGCUUAUCGAGCACAGGAAUGUCAAUGCAACAUGCAACUACCUGCUGGAGAAUUUAGAUGUUGCCAAUGCUAACACACCAGCUGCUAACCCAGUACCACCAGUGAUCAAGGAAAAAGAAAAGGAGAUAGAUUACCUCACGUUAGACUAUCGCAAGAGAGGAUUCAUUCAGAAUUACGGUCAGUUCUUCAAUCAAGGCUUGAAUCUACUCACCAAUGAUUUCAUAAAGAUCAGCAAGACCAGCCUGCGUCUUGUGCUGCAGACCGUGUCCCAUGGCUCCUACGCCAAGACUAAGAAGAUCCUAGAGGAUGCUAUCCAGGCAGACCCUAAUAUCCAGCUCAUGAUGCGUGACGACACCAAGGGAUCUUUCUUCCACGUCGAGAAAGAUGGUCGUACGUUUGAGAUGCGACUGAUGAAGAAAGCUCGUAAACCUAUUCCCAUCUGCAACCUUGAACCCAUGCAUCCUGAACUGAAGAAGGAAGUAGUCUUCUACAAGAAACAUCUCAUCGAUGAAACUGCGAAAUCUGAUUUUGAGGUUGCUCUGAGGUUGAAUGAAGAUCAGUAUGAACAGGAGGGUCAGCUGAUCGAGUGCGGUUGCUGCUGUAUGGAAGUGACCUUUGAGAACAUGAUCCAGUGCCUCGAAGGACACCUCUUCUGUCAGACCUGCCUUCAGAGGUACACCAAGGAAGCUGUGUACGGCCAGGGAAAGGCCACUCUGUGCUGUCUGGAGGAUGGCUGUGACAGCGUAUUCCCAAGAAGUCAACUAGAGAAGACACUGACUAAAGAGAUUCUUGUGAAGUAUGAUGAGAGGGUUGUAGAGGAGUCCAUCAACAUGGCUGAUAUGGACAACCUGCUACGCUGUCCUGAAUGUAACUAUGCUGCUGUCCUAGACAAGGAUCAAAAAGUCUUCAAUUGCCCCGAAUGCCACAAGGAAACUUGCCGCAACUGCAAGGAACCUUGGAAGGAUCAUUAUGGUCUGGAAUGUGACCAGGUUAAGAAACAGUCUACAAUGAGACUCUCAUAUCAAGAGAGAAUGACCGUGGCCAAAGUGCGGACGUGCUACAAAUGUGCGACAAAGUUCACCAAGUCCGAAGGCUGCAAUAAGAUGACUUGUCGAUGUGGAGCCAAGAUGUGCUACAUCUGUCGUCAACCGAUCAAAGACUACACUCAUUUUGACAACAGGGCCGCUACCCCUGGUCAAGUAUGGAUGCCAAAACUAGGAGAGAAGUGCAGACUCUGGACCAACUCUAAUGAGGAUGAUGAUAGAGCAGUCAAGGAGAUUGAGAAUGAGAUGAAAGCCGAGGAGAAAGCCAUCAGGGAUAGAACAGCAGCUGACCUGAAGAGACCGAACAUAGCUGGUAUUGACGAGGGAGGCGGCAGUGAUGCCAAGAGACCAAGAACAGGUUGACUACACACACAUCCAGGCAAGACGAAAAGGAUAGGAGUUUGGGUGAUUCUAGUGUUCUACCUCUCGUCAGGAAUGACCUUGUACAAGAAACUGUCAGUGCUAGCUAGAGAGGUUUCAUGGAUGUCAUGUGGAUUUUCUAUGUUGAAUGCAAACUAAAAUUAAUGUUCAGGUCCAUUCAGAGAUACAGCAGUAUGCGGCUCCAAACUCAGAACAGUCUAUCAUGUAGAGGUGUCGUCGUAGCCGAGUGGUUUUAACACUUGACUGGAAAUGCGAGGGACGUGGGUUCAUGCCCCGGAGGGGCAAUAGUGUCCUUUGGCAAGACAUCUGUAUUGGCCACUCUCCACUCAGAUGUCAAAUGUGUAACCGGUAGGGUGCAAACGUUAAUGUGGUUGGAUUGGCAUGUGUGCGCUUGUACAAUGGCGCCUGGCCGGAAUACGCCAUAGGGAGCGGAAUGUGUGCACUAUCAUGUGCGGAUUGGCGAUUUAAUGCAAUGACUGUGGUAAUAAUAAGUACAAUGUAAAGUGCUUAGUAAUAUUGUACUAAGUGUUAUACAAGUGUAGCUGUUAUGUGUUAAGGGGGCUUAAAGAUAAAGGUGGAUUCUGGUUAUAUGAUUGCAUUUUGAAAGAAAAGGUGUGGAAUGGAUGAGAAAAAGUUGAUCAUAUAGCAUGUAAGU
Strongylocentrotus purpuratus (purple sea urchin) is the source of this 4842-nucleotide messenger RNA. RefSeq lists its product as uncharacterized. Gene Ontology annotation, molecular function: zinc ion binding; ubiquitin binding. The coding region runs from base 288 to 4169 and encodes 1293 amino acids. The transcript has 15 exons. NCBI's taxonomy places the organism in Eukaryota, Metazoa, Echinodermata, Echinoidea, Camarodonta, Strongylocentrotidae. The record is from RefSeq and is a predicted model, not a curated record.